GUAUAUCCAAAUAUUAAUUUUAGUAAAUGUGCAAGUGAAUGUAAAGUAUUUCUUAUAUCAUGCUUAUAUCAUAAAAUGAUCAUUAUGUAUUUUUAUACGAUGCUAGCAGUAUUUACUGUAGCUUGAACCUUUAAAAAAAUUGGUCAGUGUUGCCUAGUAGCAGAAUUAUUAUCACUUGUAACCCAUAAAAUGUCAGUGUCAAGUAAAUCUGUCAAUAGUGCGUAAUAUCUCGUUAAUUUCACGUGGUUUUCUUGGUUUCGGCAUGUUUUAUAUAAUUUACUUUUGAUGCUGAUUAAAAGAAAACACCAUGCAUCGACUUAUAUCAGCCAGAAACUUAUACCAAACAAGCAUUCAUAAUAUUUCUUUACCUUCAAAUACAGCUCUCAACAGAAGUCCUGAUAUAAAAUGUGCCUUUUGUCGGAAAAUUCUUCUAGGUCACCACAAUAUAGAAAACUUACUCGUCGCCAGGCACCAGUCCACGAGAAUCGCUAAUGCCUUGAAAGCGGUCAAGAAGAAAGGGAAACAUAAAAUUUAUAAGAAAUAUGGAGAACUAUUGGAGGUUGGCAAUCAAGCAAUGACUGAAACCAAAGUAUCUAUAAGUAAAUUACGUGCCGUCCAUCUCUCCAAACUGGCUGAUAGCCCGGUAUCACUGGGCCAGCUGCACCAGCUAACCACAAAACCAUCCAAGAAGCCCACCAUUGCUGAAGUGGAUCCUGAGCUGCUUCAGAGUGUCAAGGAAAAAAUAUUAAAGAAAUCAUCACCAGUUUCUUCAACACAGAUAAAAAUAUCUUCAGGGCCGAAGGAGAUAAGCCUGGAGGAUGACCAAUGUGCCCUAGUUUACACUCAUCACAAAAUUUCUAGUUUGGAGGACAGAUUAAAAACUAAACAGUACAUAGACUCUGUGAAAGAGAGUUAUUAUAACUUUAGGAAAGCUACUAUUUAUGACCAGAGGUUGCAGGAUUUGAGGUAUGCCAUCACUGAAGGUCUGACGCAGGAGUUUGAUAUGAUCACCCCAGACUCCAAAAUGAAUGAGAUGCCCCUCCAGCCCCUGCCAAAGAGUCCACAUUCUGUAUUUAGGGAACUGUUUAUUGAAAAUCAGAUGGAUUCCUAUGACCAGGAGCUGCUCAAUUCCUUUUCAAGUUUACAAAGCCAAGGCUUAGCCCACCCCGCUAUAGAAGACAUCUACGACGACCCAGCGUUACACAACGAGAUCCAUGAACCGCACGACCUCGAUUUCGGACAAAGAGAGGCAGCUCUUGAGGUCAAGAGGCUUAAUGUCAAAAAGGCCAAACAAGCAAUAAAGCAGAAGAAAAAAGCCAAGUUAGAAAAACGCAGAGCCAAGAAGGAAAUCAGUAUGAAGACUGACAUGAAACAGUUGGAGCUGCAGGGAAAACAGGAAGCUCUGGAACGCUUGCUCGCUGCUCAUCUACAGCUGUUGUGCUCACUCAACAUGGUACAGGAGGCCCGCAAAGUUCUACAGUAUUAUCGGCAGCGGGGAGCCAAGGUGCCCGACCAUCCAAAAAUUACGGACAUCAAAGUAUACAACACGCUUCUACACGGAUACGCGUUCAUGGGACUCCUGGACCAAACGAAGGAUUUGUUAACAUCGAUGGCGACGGACGGUAUCGCGCCGAACGCGCAGACUUAUGCCGCCACCUUCGAGUGCAUCGAGAGAAGCAACAUCAAAGAUAAAGAGCCCGUCUUGCAACAAUACUAUGAGCAAAUGCAGGAAAAGGGCAUAACCCUAAAUGACUUGCUGGACAAAACCCAAUUUGUCCACGACCAACGCGAGCUCGUGUUCCGCGCCGUCCGCCGCCUGCACCCCUCCUUCACCCCGCACUACACCCCCCCGGUGCUCGACUACGACUGCCCCCUCACCGACAAACUCAAGUUGAACGAGAUACAGAACAGACAGGGGUUGUUGACCUCGCCCGCUGAGGGGUUGAUGACCUUGGAGGAGGUAAAGGAGAGAGGGAGACGCCAGUUGCAGAUAGAGAUUAAGGGGGAUAUUGAGGUGCAGAAUAUUGAUGUUAAGGAUGACGCAUCGCCGACUGUUAAGUUAUAUCGAGAGAAACUCCAGGCAACCGAAGCAGAGUGGAGAUCGGUGGUGCGCGAGUCGUUCGAGCGCAACCUCGGCACGCUACGCUCGCAGAGCCUCGCCUCACACUCGGCCAUCGCGCUCUACCCUUACCUGAGGGUGCUGGAGACAGAGCAAUUCGUGGAUCUGAUCAUGGGCGAAAUCAACAAGCUGGUGGACGGCAGUGAAACCUACAGCCCUACGCUAAAACUAUUGCAACGUGAUCUGGGCACGCAGGUGUACCUCAAAUAUCAAGUAGAACAGUACCGCAAGAACGGAGUCCUCUCCAAAAUCUCCCAAAUCUACGAGCAAUACUGCGAAUGGUAUAUGGACCGCAGCGCGCUCGGCACCGACGUGCCGCUCAACAGUCGGCAGGCGUGGCAAAUGCUGGUGCACAGGAACAGAGAGGGCGCUAGUUUGGACAUGGAGGAGACGCCGUGGCCGAUGGAAAUGCGGCAGAACAUAGGCAAGUUCCUGUACAACAUCAUCAUCAACGACGUCAAGAUCGACGUCAACAUGUUCAAGCCUAAAGCCAAGCAGAAGAAGCUCCCGGCCGUGUACAAGGUGCACCGGCCCUGGGGCCGUCUAGUCCGCUUAGAGCUGAAGCCGCACCCCGCGCUGGCGCGCCUGUGGCUGGGCGCCGCGCGCGCCGCGCUGCGCAUGCGCGCCGCCCUGCUGCCGCCCUCGUCGCCGCCCAGACCCUGGCCGCAUCUGCAUUCUGGGGCCUAUCUACUGACUAAAACACCGCUUAUUAGAAUGCCAUUCUACAUCAUGAAUCAGUGGAAGCGGCUUGAGGAGGCGCCUCCGUCCGCGCUGUACCCGGCUUUGGAUAGCCUCAAUCAGCUCGGAGAAGUGCCGUGGGUCGUCAACAAGCCCGUGCUGGACUUACAACUUCAAAUAUUCAGAUCUGGCGGCAACAAGAAGCUGGACAUCCCUCUGCCCGCGGCCGCGCUGGACCCCAAAGACUUCGCGGAAGCAAAAGACGCGGCGGGCGCCUUCAAGCGCCGCGUGGCGCUCAGCCGCGCUCGCGCCGAGAUGCACUCGCUGUGGUGCGAUGCGCUGUACAAGCUUGCACUCGCUAAUCAUUAUAGGGACGAGAUCUUCUGGCUGCCCCACAACAUGGACUUCCGCGGUCGCGUGUACGCCUGCCCACCACACUUGUCCCAGCUCGGAGCCGACGCGUACCGGGCGUUAUUAAAAUUUGCGCGAAAAGAGCCGCUGGGACCCGACGGAUUAAGAUGGCUUAAACUACAUGCUGUAAAUUUGACCGGAACUAUGAAGAAAAGCACUGUGGAUGAGAGAUUGGAAUAUGCUGAAAGCGUCCUAGACAAGAUCCUGGACUCAGCCGAUCAUCCUCUUGACGGCGAGGGCUGGUGGCAGGCCUCUGAAGAACCCUGGCAGACGCUGGCGUGUUGUAUGGAAAUCGCCAACGCGAUCCGAUCUCCAAACCAUGAAGAAUACCUGUGCGGGUUCCCGGUGCACCAGGACGGGUCGUGCAACGGGCUGCAGCACUACGCGGCGCUGGGCGGCGACGCGGCCGGCGCCGCCGCCGUCAACCUGGCGCCUAGGGGGCGGCCGCAGGACGUCUACGCCUCGGUGUGCGCGCUCGUGGAGGAGAUGAGAGCGCGCGACGCGGCCGCGGGCGUGCCGGCGGCCAUCAUCUUGGAGAAUUUUGUGCGAAGAAAAGUCAUCAAGCAGACUGUUAUGACCACCGUGUAUGGAGUCACGAGGUUCGGGGCGAGGCUGCAGAUCGCUAAACAGCUCAAAGAUAUCGACGAGUUUCCCAAAGAGCACGUGUGGUCGUGCAGCCAGUACCUGACCACGAAGACCUUCGACAGCCUCCGCGAGAUGUUCACCUCCACCAAACUCAUCCAAGACUGGUUUACCGACUGCGCCAAGCUGAUCUCAGGCAUAUGCGGAGAGAGCGUAGAGUGGGUGACACCUUUAGGACUGCCCGUGGUGCAGCCCUACUACCGCCGCGGCAUCGCCGCUGCCAACAGCAGGAUGCCGCUUGACCACCAACAACGUCCAUGCACCAUGAAGCAGCGCAACGCGUUCCCGCCCAACUUCAUCCACUCGCUGGACUCGUCGCACAUGAUGCUCACGUCGCUGCACUGCCAGGCCGCCGCCGUGGCCUUCGUGUCCGUGCACGACUGCUACUGGACGCACCCCGGGGCCGUCCCGCUCAUGAAUAAGAUUUGCCGAGAGCAGUUCGUAGCUUUGCAUUCGCAGCCGAUCCUUGAAGACUUAUCGGACUUUCUAGUCAAGCGUUACAGCUACGAUGAAAGCGAGCUUGAAGGCACGUUGGGAGCGCCCAACAAGAAACGCGUCAACAGUUUGCUGAAGAAAGUCCCCAGCAAGGGCGACUUUAAAUUAGACAGCGUUCUCGAUUCCGUCUACUUCUUCAGCUAGUCUAUCGGACUGAAACGGACUUUAUGACUGGUGCCGUAGACUAUCUUUUGUGCGGGGUCGAUAUAGAUGUAUGGCAAUUGUGUGUCUUAAAUAGUUUAGCGUCAUCCAAUCUUGGAAUCUAACGAUCAUUUCUUAUUGCAAUGGAGACGAACAAGGGAAAACCAUUGAUGUUAAUAUACUAUCUCUCGGAUGAUGUCACUUGUUUCCUUCUACUAUGAAUUAAUAUGUAUAAUGAAUUUUACCACAACUUUGUAAUUUAUAGACACACAAUUGGGCUUGAUAGACUGAUAUGAGAUAUUGUUAACGGUUGAUAGGUAGUGUAUUUACUUUUUUAAUUUCCAAUGUUAAUAUAUUUCAACCAUGAAAUAUAACUUCCAAAAUGCCUUCACUAUAAUUAUAAAGUAGUUGACUCUCGUAGAGUACAAAUGGUUUAGUCACGUAUUUGUAAUUUGAUUGUUCCUAACGUCUAAUUCAUUUGUGGAGAAAGAUGGUGCAAAUGGGGAAAAUCGGUGAACGCAAUUCAUUCAUAAAUAUUAUACCAAAACAGCAUUACCCUUACUGUACUUACGUCAAUGUUUAGGGCAGGCAGUAUUUCUAAUCUUUUAAAAGUUUGUUUCUUUUAACCGCUUAUAAUUUUUCAUCAAACGUGCUCGUGUCGCCGACGGUACGAAGUUACGUGAAGUUUUGUCUUACUUAUUAGACUGCGGCGAAAUGAGCUGGAUACUGAACGUCACUGAGUUGAUCAGUUUUGCAAUAGACAAAUAUGAAACAAUGAGGUGGCCUAUCGCAUAUAUUUUAUAAAACUAUAUUUCCAUAGACAAUGUUUGGCCGGAAAACAUUUACUUUAUUUUUAAAUUUACUUAUUAAAAAAUAGAUUUUAAAUUUUAAAAUGUCGUCGUGGGCUAAAGACGAUUUACGCAUAUUUUAUUCAACAUUUAAAUUCCGUAUAAAGUUAGGAUUUUUUAGUAAGUAAAUUUAAAAAGAAAGUAAAUCUUUUCCGGCCAUUCAUUGUCUAUGGUAAUAUAGUUUUAAAAAGUACACCAACGCGACAACAAGCGAGCUCAACGAGAGGGGGGGGGGGGGUGGCGAUUAGGGUCGGCAACGCGCAUGUAACUCCUCUGGAGUUGCAGGCGUACAUAGGCUACGGAGACUGCUUACCAUCAGGCGGGCCGUAUGCUUGUUUGCCACCGACGUAGUAUAAAAAGUAUAUGUGAUAGGCCACCUCUUUGUUUCAUAUUUGACUAUUGCAAAACUUAUCUAGUGACCUACGUAUAUCUUAUAUACCAGACUACGGCGGUUAAAAGAUUAAAUGACGGGGGUUCCGUUUAAGCUACAGAAUGCUGAAAAGCAACAAUCUUUACGUCAAACAAAUAUCAGAACACAGAUGCAUAAAAUGGAAUUCUUUGUGUAGGUAUUAAACGGAGUCGAAAUAAAUUUGCGCCACUUUUGUCCCCAAUUGUAAGUUUUACAAUUAUUUAAGGUUGGUUAGUAUUUAGUAACUAAAUUGCGUUUGUAUGUUUAUAUGUCAUAUCUAGAAAGUCCUACACCAAACCAAAAUAAUAGUCGUAGCCUGGUUAGCGAGUGCAGAGAUUUUUUUAGUUUAACUAAAUGAAAAUGGCCAUCAGAUAACGUUGUUGAAGGAAACCCCAAAGUAGGAUUUGCCUUACACACCUUUGGACCUUUUACAACAUAGUACAAUUUUGCAUUUAUGCAAUAAAUGUUAAAACGUGUUAACAGAGUAUACUCAUAGAAAGAAAGUUAAAUCUGCGAGUGACACCCUGAGCUGUAAUUUUUGAAAAUUUUGGGAAAAACAAACGGAUCAUAUUAUACUGCAUGAAUUUUUUAUGUAAUGCGCCUAACACGGCAUGUUCCUUGAGCUGGUUCAAUUAGCUAAUCGUAUUGUAUUCAACUGACGAACGACAGAGGUAUGGAGGAGAAAGACAUGCUGCGCCGACGCUAAGUGGUGGGAAAACGGCAAGCGAAAUGAUGGUGAUUCAACUGAGUGUCCUAAACAUACCGAUAUCUGAUAACUACAACAGUAUUAAUUUUUGAUAUUAUAUUAUUGUAUCUUAUGUUCUGACUCGCAACCAUUUUCAGUAGUGCAAUGCAACAAAACAGUCUGUGAUUUGUUAGAAGUCUAACAAUAAAUUAAGCUGAAUUAUAAAAAAAAAUUGUUUUUAUUAUAUUUUAUGUGUUUAAAAAUGA
Molecule: messenger RNA, 6694 nt
Organism: Cydia pomonella (codling moth)
Lineage: Eukaryota; Metazoa; Arthropoda; Insecta; Lepidoptera; Tortricidae
Gene: mtRNApol
Product: DNA-directed RNA polymerase, mitochondrial
Exons: 25
Coding region: 308-4489 (1393 amino acids)
Biological process (GO): mitochondrial transcription
Cellular component (GO): mitochondrial DNA-directed RNA polymerase complex
Molecular function (GO): DNA-directed RNA polymerase activity; protein binding; mitochondrial promoter sequence-specific DNA binding
Source: RefSeq, a predicted model, not a curated record